CUCCUCCACUCCUCCCCUCCCAUUUUUUAUCACCUCCUCUCCAGGCGCCCUGGCGCUCUCGUGUCCCAGGACUCCAGGGGCCUCGCAGGGCUGAACCUUUUUGGACAAGGACAUCAAAAAUUGAACCAUCCUCGAUCUUGAAGGAUCAGUGAGCGGCCUCUGAGAAAUCAAGCAGUUCGUUUAUUGCACAUGGCUCGAGUGUGUCCUGUGUUGCUAGAGGCUCUGACGUGGAUCUUCUUUGACAGGAUUGCGAUGGCGUGCGCCUUCAACAUUAUGCUCAACAGCGCGGCCGCGCCACUAGCAAAGACGCGGAGCCUGGCGUUCAACCUGGUGAAGUCGAGGUUGGCGCCGCGCGAAGUGCGAAAGGUGACAAAGGUGUUCGUGCCUGAGGAGGGUGUCGUUUUCGUCGAGCUCAAAGCAGCGGGGGAUUUCGAUCACAGCGAGUUGCAGCCGCUCGGUGAGAUCGUUCCGUUGACCGAGACGGAGUAUCAGGAGUACGUGCAACGCUACAAUGCUCACAAGAAGCGGAAGCAAGAUCAGGAGGAGGGCGUUGCUUCUAUGUCCGAGACAGUGGCGCUCGGAAAACUCAUGCUUGAAGAAGGUCGGGCAGUGGGCUCGAAGAAACGUCGAGCGAAGACCUUGAAGGCCGUGGCCACGAUGACGGCGACUGCCACGAAGGUGACUGCAUCGGGCCUCACGGUGCGCGGCUUGAAGGACGUUUCGGAGCCGAAGGCUGAGUCCGAAGAGUCCGCCGAGAAGUAGGCCUGUGCAGAGAAAGCGUGCCUCGAAGCGUGUGUGCACGCCAAAGGUUCGCUGCUGGUAGACAGUCCCUGGCGGCCAAAGAGUGACAGAGGCACUAUCCACGCAAUCGUUCAUGGAAUGUCUGCGGGCACCAGCACCGCGUCAAGUUCAUGGAAUGUACUCCACCUGUUGAAACGUGAUCCUACAAAAGAGUCUUCAUGCCAUG
Prorocentrum cordatum is the source of this 967-nucleotide messenger RNA. The record is from the annotation of a GenBank genome assembly. NCBI's taxonomy places the organism in Eukaryota, Dinophyceae, Prorocentrales, Prorocentraceae.